This is a messenger RNA of Caenorhabditis remanei, 729 nucleotides long. RefSeq lists its product as uncharacterized. Bases 1 to 729 code for a protein of 242 amino acids. NCBI's taxonomy places the organism in Eukaryota, Metazoa, Nematoda, Chromadorea, Rhabditida, Rhabditidae. The record is from RefSeq and is a predicted model, not a curated record. The transcript is spliced from 4 exons. Gene Ontology annotation, biological process: oligosaccharide biosynthetic process.
AUGUCGAAACUAGUACACGACGCCAUUCAAAGCCUUUUCCCAGGAAAUUGCUUCGAAGAGCUGCUAAUCAACUUUAAUUUCUUCCACCCAACAUGCCCGAAAGCAGUUCUCAGUCGCGGACUUGGUUUCGCCAUUACAUUAGGGUCGAUUCUUCUUUUCGUUCCACAAAUUCUGAAGAUUCAGGCUGCUAAAAGUGCACAGGGAAUCUCAGUAUCAUCUCAACUCUUGGCUUUGAUUGGGGCCAUCGGAACAGCUUCCUACAGUUAUCGAUCUGGUUUCGUAUUCAGUGGAUGGGGAGACUCGUUCUUUGUCGCUGUUCAACUUGUCAUCAUCAUUCUUCAAAUCUUUUUGUUCUCCGGACAAACAGCUCUAUCAGUCGGUUUCUUGGGCGUCGUAUCUGCAGUUGCUUAUGGUGUCAUCAGCCACACUAUUCCUAUGCAUGUACUUACUAUGGUGCAAACAGCCGGGAUUCCAAUCGUUGUCGUUUCGAAGUUGCUUCAAAUUUCUCAAAACUACCAAGCACAAUCAACAGGGCAGCUCUCACUGAUCUCCGUUUUCCUUCAAUUCGCCGGAACGGUUGCCCGUGUUUUCACUUCUGUUCAAGACACCGGAGACUCACUUUUGAUCAUUUCCUACUCCACUGCCGCAGUUCUAAACGGUCUCAUUUUUGCACAAUUCUUCAUGUAUUGGUCCAGCUCGGAUGCAGCUUCGCGGAAGAAGAGAAACUAG